Geodia barretti is the source of this 1607-nucleotide messenger RNA. The record is from the annotation of a GenBank genome assembly. Lineage: Eukaryota; Metazoa; Porifera; Demospongiae; Tetractinellida; Geodiidae.
AAAGGGGGAGGGGCUGAUUAGCGAUGACGUCAGUCGCCCCUUUUCAGCGCUUCGCCGGAGCGAGAGCUGAGAAGAAGACGAUGCUGCGAGCAGUGGUUGUUAGUGCUUUUUUUCUGGUCGUUGUUUCGGCCCAGCGGCCUUCAAGAUGCGUGUCUCCACCUCAAUGGGAGGGCAGGUUGAUCGAGAUUGACCCCAGCAAGAUGUUUGAGAGGCGGGCCAACCUCUCGUACGAUGCCACCAACAAGCGGGUGCGCACCAUUGACGAAAUUGAGGAGGGCUCGGAGCGCGAUUUCUAUGAUGAAAUCUCGCUGUUCGAGAAAAAAGUCCACUACAGUGUAAACCUGAAGACAAAGCAGUGCAACAAGACAGCACUCGAUAAGGAGUUUCGUCCAGUUGAAGUACCACUCUUUGCAAACUUCACUGAUGAAGUGUACCUGGGCAUUUCGGGCCUUAUUGGUGCAGGAGUGCUGGAAAACAUUUUUCAGGGAAAUGAUGCAGACAAAGGUCGCUACUCUGGAGCAUGGACAGAGUUGUAUUGCAUUCCUGUUACCGACACCUACCUCAGCAUGAGUACUGGAUAUGUUCACUGGAGUUUCUAUGAUGUCAGCCCUGGUAUUAAAAAUGUGAAUGUCUUCAACCCACCUCCAGAGUGUCAGUAGUGCAACUGCUGUGUAGUCUAAGGGACUCUGUAGAUGUCUAAUGUUAUUUACGUUUGUCACAUGUGAUUGUAUGUGUCUCAUGACUUAGGGGUGUAGCUCGCUGAAUGAGUGUUAGUAGUGCAACCUCAGGUGAUAGGCCGUGACCUCUAGAUAGCCAAUGUGUCACAUGUCUACUGAGUGUUGCGUAUUUUCUUGUAUGCGCAUGCGCAAUAUCAGCGACUUCAGGGGCGUUGCUGCUGCUAUCGCCGAUCAAACGUCGUAUUAUACGAGAGCAAUGCGUUGUUACUUUCUCCUGUUUGCUCUUGCGAGCUCCGUCGCCCUGGUUGUGGGACAACCUGCGCCCUGUGUGUCACCGCAGAUAUGGCAAGGUCGUUUGUUCGAGGUUGAUCCUUCCAAGGCCUACGACCGACUGGCUAUGAUUUACUACAACGCCACCGGGAAGAAAGUCGCCAUCCACGAGGAAGAGAGCGAAGGCCAGCAGCGGGAGUUCUACGACGAAAUCGCACUCUACGAAAAGAAAGUGCUGUAUCGCAUCAACAGACGGACCGGGGAGUGCACCACCACCAGUCUGGAUACUCCAUUCCGCCCCAUCGCGGUCCCACCAAAUGCUACAUACUAUGGUACCUACUAUGUAGGCAGCACAGUGGAUCCUUUGGCUGGAUUCAAGGUGAACAGCUUUGGAGGAGACACUGACAAUGGUCGAUAUGUAGGGACUUGGUCAUAUGUCAAGUGUGUACCAGUCACUGACUCUUACUUUGGAGAGCAGACCGGAUUUGUCCACUGGAGUUUCUAUGAUGUAGAGCUGAGUAUUGAAGAUCCUGAUGUGUUCAUUCCACCGGCUGGGUGUCAUCAGUAGUGAUGGCAUUUUCUGAACCAUUCUAUAUAAUUAUGUAGCUUGUAUAAUAUUAUGUAUAUAGCAUAAUAAUACUGUUGCAAGGACAUAAUUAU